Messenger RNA from Drosophila santomea, 740 nucleotides. It is a transcript of the gene ATPsynD, whose product is annotated as ATP synthase subunit d, mitochondrial. Gene Ontology annotation, molecular function: proton transmembrane transporter activity. The coding region runs from base 87 to 623 and encodes 178 amino acids. Gene Ontology annotation, biological process: proton motive force-driven ATP synthesis. The record is from RefSeq and is a predicted model, not a curated record. NCBI's taxonomy places the organism in Eukaryota, Metazoa, Arthropoda, Insecta, Diptera, Drosophilidae. The transcript is spliced from 2 exons.
GAAAGUUUUGCAGCCCUGGUUCUUUUUCAACAUUACGAGGUAUCUUCAGCUGUGGUCACACUCGAACCCAAAGUUAUCUGUGCAGAAUGGCCGCCCGCCGCAUCGCCCAAUCCUCGAUCAACUGGUCCGCUCUCGCCGAGCGUGUGCCCGCCAACCAGAAGAGCAGCUUCGGCGCCUUCAAGACCAAGUCGGACAUCUAUGUGCGCGCCGUGCUCGCCAACCCCGAGUGCCCACCCCAGAUCGAUUGGGCCAACUACAAGAAGCUGGUGCCCGUGGCCGGACUCGUCGACAGCUUCCAGAAGCAGUACGAGGCCCUGAAGGUGCCCUAUCCCCAGGACAAGGUGUCCUCCCAGGUGGAUGCCGAGAUCAAGUCCUCGCAGAGCGAAAUCGAUGCCUACAAGAAGGCCUCCGAGCAGCGUAUCCAGAACUACCAGAAGGAGAUCGCCCAUCUCAAGUCGCUGCUCCCCUACGACCAGAUGACCAUGGAGGACUACCGCGACGCAUUCCCCGAGAGCGCACUCGAUCCCCUCAACAAGCCCACCUUCUGGCCCCACACCCCCGAGGAGCAGGUUGGCUACAAGUCCAAGGAGCAGCUGGAGGCUGAGGCCCAGGGACACCACUAAACCGGAGAGCAAGAGGAGGACUCUGACUCUGACUCUGGCUUCGUUGGUCGUCUGUUCGAUUCGAAAUGUAAUCCACGUUGAAGUAAAUUACCCAAAUUAAAUUCAUUUCAAAUGAGA